CAGAAAGCAUGAAAGAAGGUGAGAGUCACCGCGUCGGGACAGUAAGACGCAGGCUCAAGAGUCAUUGGCACAGCGAACGCGGCCAUGUUUGCACACGCAGAAACGGUACCAACGGCUGGCUUUUCGCCGAAACAACGCGACGCCGGUGUAUCCUCAUCAAGAAGCGUGCCGCUGUCCUACACGCUUUACGAAUCGGAGGAAGCCGAGUCGUCCAAAGCGCCCCCUGUUAUAGUCCUGGAUGCUAUCUUCGGCGUCAGAAGUAAUUGGAGCGAGCUUUCGCAAGCCAUUGCCAGUCAGACGGGACGAAAUGUGUAUGCCGUGGACGCGCGCAACCACGGCGACAGCCCGCACACCUCCGACAUGGACUACGCGCUCAUGGCUGCCGAUAUGGAGCUCUUCAUGCGCGAGCACGGGCUGCCGAAGGCGGCCUUCGUCGGACACAGCAUGGGCGGCCGGACGGUGAUGCGCCUCGCACUCAAAACGCCGUCCCUGGUCGAGCGGAUAGUGGUGGUGGACGUCGGCCCUUCUUCAGUGCCGGCCAUCGUGGGCAACUACCUGGUGCCGCAGCAGCUGGACGCCAUGGACGCCGUCCUACCCCGACUCUCUCCGGACUUGAGCGUGGAGGAGGCCCACCGAGAGGCUGACCGCAUGCUCGCCGGCAGAGCGACCCUCGAGAAUCCCUCCAUACGUUCGCUCCUGCUGGCCAACUUGCGACGGAACGGGGACCGCUACGAGUGGCGAGUGAACGUGAAGUCCGUGAGGGACAACCUUCCGAAGCUUGUGCGCGCCGAGGACCUCAAGGGCUUCACUUCCGAUGUCGACGCGCUGUUCAUCUGCGGAGGGCAGUCUCCAUACGUCACGAGCGUCGAGCACGGGGCCAUCCGGCGUGCGUUCCCCAACGCCCGAAUCGUGACCGUCGAAGGGGCGGGCCACUGGGUCCACCGGGACAGGCCCGCGAUUUUCCUGAACCUCGUCAAAAACUUCGUGGCGCGGCAACAGUAAAAAUUAUGCCUCGGCGAUGUCGCUGUACCACGUCGCUCUAAUGCUUUGCACAAACCCCUUUUUGGAGAGCGAUGGGUGCGCUGAUAAAAAUGAGCAGUGUCUCCUUUAACAUUACGCAAUGGUGCGAAGGCACCGCAAUGUUACACAGCUUGGCACAUCGCAGUGCAACGAUGUUACAGAGGACAUUGCUCGUUUUUAUCAGCUACAGUGUAGUCUAUCGCUCUGAACGACGUGUGUUGCAUUCAGGGCAUUGCUGCGAAGAGUUUGCUGUAUCCGAAGGGAUCUUCCUCUGUGGGCACGAUCGUAUGCACAAGGAAAGAAGAAACCGCAGACCUCCUCUUAUUAAACA
Molecule: messenger RNA, 1351 nt
Organism: Dermacentor silvarum
Lineage: Eukaryota; Metazoa; Arthropoda; Arachnida; Ixodida; Ixodidae
Product: protein ABHD11
Exons: 6
Coding region: 85-1002 (305 amino acids)
Cellular component (GO): mitochondrion
Source: RefSeq, a predicted model, not a curated record